Amborella trichopoda is the source of this 1664-nucleotide messenger RNA. RefSeq names its product Radical SAM superfamily protein. The record is from RefSeq and is a predicted model, not a curated record. Gene Ontology annotation, molecular function: RNA methyltransferase activity; iron-sulfur cluster binding. Lineage: Eukaryota; Viridiplantae; Streptophyta; Magnoliopsida; Amborellales; Amborellaceae. Gene Ontology annotation, biological process: tRNA methylation; rRNA base methylation.
UUAGCUUACCCUUGGGUGGAAGAAGGCCCAACUGUCUAUUUUCUGUGAAGUCCAUGUCUAUUCUAAGAUGCACCACUCUUUCUCUCUCCUCUCUCAAAUUUUAUUUGUACCCUCACUAUCUCCCCUCUCUCAGACCAGCUUCAAAUGUGCGAUUUUGCUCUGCAAGUUCCGGACUUGCAGUUUCGGCUACGCCCCAUUUCAAAACUGAUUCUGAAGGUUCAAAGGUUAUCUUAAAGGGAAUGGAAUAUGCUGAACUUGAAAACUGGGUUCAGUCACAAGGGUAUCGCUCGGGACAAGCACUGAUGCUUUGGAAGCGCCUGUACGGAAACAAUAUUUGGGCACAUCAUGGUGAUGAAUUAGAAGGUUUAAACAAAGAUUUUAAAGCAAUGUUGUGUGGAGUUGCUGAAUUCAAGGCAUUGACUCUAAAGGAUGUUUACACUUCAUCAGACAAUACUCGCAAGGUGGAUUUUAACAGUUGCCAUUGCUUAUUGAUCAUUAGGAGAUUGCAGAUUCUAUUUAGUUUGGCAGAUGGACUUGUGAUAGAAACUGUAGUGAUUCCUUGCGAUAGGGGGCGGAACACUGUUUGUGUUUCGAGUCAAGUGGGUUGUGCAAUGAAUUGUCAAUUUUGCUAUACUGGCAGGAUGGGCUUGAGGAAGAACUUGACUGCUGCUGAAAUUGUGGAGCAGGCUGUUUUUGCUCGACGUUUGUUCUCCAGAGAAAUUGGUCCUAUCACAAAUGUCGUGUUUAUGGGAAUGGGAGAACCGCUUCAUAAUAUUGACAAUGUCCUAAAGGCUUCAGCCAUAAUGGUUGAUGAACAAGGGCUUUAUUUCAGCCCUCGCAAAGUAACAGUCUCGACAAGUGGGCUCGUCCCCCAGUUGAAACGUUUUCUUCAAGAGUCUUCAUGUGCACUAGCAGUCAGUCUCAAUGCCACAACUGAUGAGGUCAGGAACUGGAUAAUGCCGAUUAAUCGAAAAUAUAAUCUGGCCCGUCUUCUUGACACUUUAAGGGAUGAGCUUCGCUUCAAGCACAAUUACAAAGUGCUGUUCGAGUACGUCAUGCUUGCAGGAGUGAAUGACAGCAUGGAGGACGCAAAGAGGCUGGCAGCCCUAGUCAAUGGAGUCCCUUGCAAAAUCAAUCUCAUAACUUUCAACCCUCAUAGUGGGUCUGAAUUCGAACCCACUAGUGAUGAACAAAUGGUUGAGUUUCGAAAUACCCUUGCAAGUGAAGGGUGCAUAGUUUUCAUGAGACAGAGUAGAGGUGAUGAUAAGAUGGCAGCGUGUGGACAGCUUGGGAAGCCUGGAGAUAUCCAAGCUCCUCGUCUCCGUGUUCCCCCUAGGUUUCAGGCUUCAUUACAAGGGCCUGAGGGUGCAGCUGAUAUUUUGUCCACAUGAAUUUGGCUGGAUUCCAGUGACUGAGAAACAUAGGAUCUAUGUAUAUUUCUCGAUGAGGGCCUUGUUGUUUUCCUUGCUAUCUGGAGAUGGCUCAUGGAGAAAGGUGGGUUGGGAUGUAAUUUUUGGUAGAACAUCUUUGUAUACUCGUGGGAAAAUUUGGAGUUGUAUAUAUUUAGAAACAAAUGGGGAAAUAUGCUACAAUGGACUUCAAAAAAUUAAUUGUCCAUUUGAUUGAAAUGGAGUGAUGGGCUGAGUGGAAUUACUGAUAGAAAU